AUGUAUGACAGGUUCAAAGGUAAUCCACAAUACGAGAAAUGGUGGACCGAUGUGCACUAUCGUCUGAUCCCGGUGGAGGAAGUAUUGACUGAGUACGAUCGUAAUCGCUAUGCAACAGAACUGUCGUAUGCGAAUCAGCACAAGUACUUGGGUGUCUUCCGACGAAAGGAGGAAGACAACGAAGUUCGUUCAGACGAGACUCCACACUGGGUAGUCGCCAUCCGGGGAACUCACCCCUUGAAUUGGGCGGAUCUAAAAAACGAUUUCAGGAUCUUUGUGGAGACACUGAACUCUUCAAAAACGAUCACAAUUCUGGAGGCUGUGGUCCGGAGUCUCGGUGAGCAACAUGGGUACCGCAACGUGAUCGUGACCGGUCAUUCACUCGGCGCCGCCAAGGGCUUGCUGGUAUGUCGAAGGCUGGCACUGGAGGGAUCUCCGGUUGAGGGCCACUUCUUCAAUCCUCCGUUCACCACUCUAUCAUCGGUGGCGGGCAUCUUUGCACAUGUUGUGAAACAUGGUAUUACCAAGGCAUUUCCAGCGCAGGGUGAAAAUCUCAUUGCCUUUGGUAAGCGCGUGGCCAGUGCAGGGAUAGAACUUUUCUAUGGACUGGCCGACACCGAAAGGAGAAGAAAACAAAAAGCACUUGAAGAGUUCCAGGCACUGGCCAAAAUCAAAUGGUCUCCGUAUCUCUAUGUACACAAAUAUGACCUCAUCUGCCGUCAGUUUCUCUCACACUUCAGGAAAGCAGCCGAUGAGGAUUACAUAGCCGUCGAUCAGAAAAAGUGGUAUUCUUCCUUUUCUCCGUUAACAAAUAGGUUACUGGGAGAGACGGAGUCGUUCCAUCUGUUUCCUUCUGCAUAUGUGGUUAAAAUUGAAGACAGAAAACUCCUAGCCCGGCCCCUUUCAGCACACAUGUUGUGGAACUGGUUGGAUCCACAUGUCUCACGUAAAUUCGAGAAGGCUGUCCUCUUGCAUGCAUGCAUGGAAUGGGCCGAAGGCCGAAAUUGAUUGGACCUUGCAAAGCCUAGAGUACCACAGCCUCAGCAUAUUCCAUGUUCCAGUGUUCACUGCACUGCGUUCCCGAGUCUCAUGAAGGAUUCUACAACCACUAGUGUUUAUAUCAG
Marchantia polymorpha subsp. ruderalis is the source of this 1124-nucleotide messenger RNA. The record is from the annotation of a GenBank genome assembly. Lineage: Eukaryota; Viridiplantae; Streptophyta; Marchantiopsida; Marchantiales; Marchantiaceae.